This is a messenger RNA of Alternaria burnsii, 588 nucleotides long. RefSeq names its product pth2-domain-containing protein. Lineage: Eukaryota; Fungi; Ascomycota; Dothideomycetes; Pleosporales; Pleosporaceae. Gene Ontology annotation, molecular function: peptidyl-tRNA hydrolase activity. The transcript is spliced from 2 exons. The record is from RefSeq and is a predicted model, not a curated record. The coding region runs from base 1 to 588 and encodes 195 amino acids. Gene Ontology annotation, cellular component: cytosol; mitochondrion.
AUGGCAGACACUCCUCAACAGCCGUCUACGGCAAACAUAGCAGCCGCAUGCGCCAUACUCGCUGGCGUAACAGGCUAUUUUCUGGGACAAGCAAAGUCACUUGGUCUCUUCGGGGGCAGCCCAGUCUCUCAGCCAACAAAAUCUGAGAAAGAGGAAGCAGAAGAUUCAGAAGAUGAGUCAAGCGACGAAGACGACGACAGCACGCCUGCAGAGUUCCCAGGUCACAACGAGGAGUGCAAGAUGGUAUUGGUAGUACGAACAGAUCUCGGCAUGACCAAAGGCAAGAUUGGCGCACAAUGCGGGCAUGCGACACUGGCCUGCUACAAACACUUCCUCAAGCACUCGCCCGAGUCGACGCUACUGCGACGCUGGGAACGUAUGGGUCAAGCGAAGGUGGCGUUGCAAGUCAAGAGCGAGGAAGAGCUGGAAUUAUUGCAGGCGCAAGCACUGAGCCUAGGGUUGGUGGCACACAUCAUACACGAUGCGGGACGGACACAAAUCGCGAGCGGAAGUGCAACAGUGCUAGGUAUCGGCCCUGCACCUAAGGGCGUCAUAGAUCAGGUUACUGGGCAUCUCAAAUUGUUGUAA